AUGAAGUGGACAAAGUGCGACCGUGUCACCAAGGGAUUGGCUAUGCAACUAAUCGCCGACCUACAGGACCUCUUUCCGAGCCCCUCCAUCCUCUUUGCAUACGGCCUCGAACAAGCCAGCAAACUAGCGGUCAUCACAGGUGUCCUGAGGGCGCGAAAUCUCAAGUCAUCAGUAGUGAGAAGCAAAGACUACCUCUCACAGCGACAUCUCCUGUCCAAGAUCUUCUCAACGUGUGUUUAUGCCCUGGGUCGGGAGGCGCAGAUCGAGCAAUAUGAUAAGGUGGACAGUCUAAAUGUGCUCCUGGGCAAUCUGCGCAAGCUCUUUGAACCAGUGGAAACAGGUCAGAAAGAGCAGUUGGUAUUGAUUCUCGAAGACAUCGACAAGCUGAAGCAAGCCGGUCCGACUCUGCUUCCUGCGCUGGCAAGGCUCGGUGAUCAGAUCCCUGGACUCUCGCUCAUCUUGACAUCCACCACCUCACAACCGCUUGCUCUGCACAAAACGGGUGUCCCCUACAUACAUUUCCCUCCCUACACACGUGGAGAAGCGAUAUACUUGGCGGCAUCAUCUCCGCCGAUGCUCUUCCCAGACGCACUGCCACAGCAUGAAGGGGAAGCGACCCGAAUCGACAAAGCGUCUCUCGAAAAAUUGUAUGCGCAAUUUAUCGUAACGGUCUACGAUUCCCUGAUAUUCUCAACCUCAUCCACAUCAAUCCAGACAUUCCGCUCGACAUCAGAAAGACUCUGGCCGCGGUUUAUCUGGCCCAUGGUUUCAGGAGAAUCACCACCUGGCAAAGCCGUCUCAUGGGAUUUUGCAAAAUUGCUAGUUCGAAAUCGAGGUCUUUUCCAGACACAAGGCGAGCAUGGGCUCCGAGAUCAUCUCCGGCCGCAGGGUGAGGCUUGGUCAUUUGAAGACCUGUCUCGGAUUUCGCGUGAGAAGGAUACCUCGCGAGCAGAGGUGGAACCCCUGUCGAGUAUACCCAAUACGCCGACGAAGCCUCGGCACCGGUUCACAAAGUCCUCAGUAGGAGGUACACCACUCGGGGACAACAACAAAAUCACCUUGCAACACCAACCCACAAAACGACAACCGCCAUUACUGAAACACUUCCCCACGCUGCUCCUCCUCUCGUCAUACCUGGCGUCCACAACUCCGUUGAAACACGACAUCCUACUCUUCUCCCGCCUGUCGUCCAACUCCAGCCACAUCAGCAAGAAGAUCCGACGCCUGAAGAACACGCCGACGCGGAAAAAGCUCAAACCCACGGCGACAUCCACGACCGGCACGCCGAGUAAAUCGCGCAUCGCGAAAGCCAUCCUCAGCGCAUCCGGCGGCGGCGGGGCCAGUACCGGCGUGGUCAAACCCUUCAGCGUCGAGCGGCUACUCGCGAUCCUGCGCGCCGUGCAUCCCAGCGGCGUGUCGAAUACCGCGGGCAGUCGGGGCGUAAGCGACAGGGUGUAUCAUGAGCUUGGGGAGCUGGAGAGGCUGAGGCUUGUGGUGCGAGCUUCGGCGGGGGCGGGUGCUUCGAGUGCUGCUGCUGGUGGCGGUGCGAGUGGAGCGGCCGCGGUGGAUGAUGCCACCGAGGAGAAGUGGCGCGUUAAUGUCGGCAGGGAUUGGGUGGUCAGUAUGGGCAAGGUUUGGGGUUUGAGUGUUUCCGAGUAUGAGAUUGAAGGGGAUAUGUAA
This is a messenger RNA of Exophiala bonariae, 1680 nucleotides long. RefSeq lists its product as uncharacterized. The coding region runs from base 1 to 1680 and encodes 559 amino acids. Gene Ontology annotation, molecular function: DNA replication origin binding. The transcript is spliced from 3 exons. Gene Ontology annotation, biological process: DNA replication; DNA replication initiation. Lineage: Eukaryota; Fungi; Ascomycota; Eurotiomycetes; Chaetothyriales; Herpotrichiellaceae. The record is from RefSeq and is a predicted model, not a curated record. Gene Ontology annotation, cellular component: nuclear origin of replication recognition complex; nucleus.